This is a messenger RNA of Thrips palmi, 450 nucleotides long. RefSeq lists its product as uncharacterized. The coding region runs from base 55 to 366 and encodes 103 amino acids. Lineage: Eukaryota; Metazoa; Arthropoda; Insecta; Thysanoptera; Thripidae. The transcript is spliced from 3 exons. The record is from RefSeq and is a predicted model, not a curated record.
CCCCCCUCCCCGCCUCCCGCCCCCACCCACUCCACCGUCACCACACUAUGCACUAUGCUUCCAAAGAACGCUAGACGAACUCCUGUUGUUCAGGCUGUGAGAGCUGAUUUGAAGCCUUACUUCCACGCUGCCAAGAGAUUUUUAAUCUUCGGUGUCGUUGCAGAAAUCUCUCUUUUGGCUGCUAGCUACUACGGUUUUCGCGAGCUUAACAAUUCCAUCGAAACUCGUCAUUAUUUUGCCAAGAAUUACCCUACUAUUUUAGAAGGUUAUUAUUACGUAACUGAUAAAGUGGCUGGUCGUAAUUUCCGCGAGGAAGACCAAGCCAUCUGGUCUCAGGCAGAUCUAUCUUGGAAUCAAAAUGAAUAAGGCAAUCAUAUCUGGAAUAAUCUCUUCUGCUGCUUUAAGUUACUUGGUAAUGCUAAUCCUUAGGCCUGAUGAGGUGAAAAUCGA